CACAGAGAGCGGCUAGUGUCAGCGCAGCAGCGGCGGCUCCGGCAGAGGGAGGAAGAAUCAGUUGGGAUACGCGUUGGGUUUUGUGGUAUUUCAUUCGGCUUUCGGGAAUACUUACAUUUUCCUCUCAGAAGAUAUGAGACGAGUCGUACGGCAGAGCAAAUUCCGUCACGUCUUUGGCCAGGCGGUGAAGAAUGACCAGUGCUACGAUGAUAUUCGGGUCUCAAGGGUCACAUGGGACAGCGCCUUCUGUGCAGUCAACCCCAAGUUUGUUGCUAUAAUUAUUGAGGCCAGCGGUGGUGGAGCUUUCCUCGUCCUCCCUCUACACAAGACAGGGCGCAUUGACAAAUCCUACCCCACAGUGUGUGGUCACACAGGUCCGGUGUUAGACAUUGACUGGUGCCCCCACAAUGACCAGGUCAUUGCCAGCGGCUCAGAGGACUGCACCGUGAUGGUGUGGCAGAUUCCCGAGAAUGGCCUCGUCACUUCCAUGUCUGAGCCAGUGGUGGCACUGGAGGGCCACUCCAAGCGCGUGGGCAUUAUCACAUGGCAUCCAACAGCGCGCAACAUUCUUCUUAGUGCAGGUUGUGACAACCAGAUAAUCGUCUGGAACGUGGGCACCGGCGAGGCCAUGAUUAACCUGGAGGACAUGCAUCCUGAUGUCAUUUACAAUGUGUGCUGGAACCGCAAUGGAAGCCUUAUCUGCACCGCCUGCAAGGACAAGUCCAUCCGUGUUAUUGACCCCCGCCAGCAGACGAUUGUCGCUGAGAAAGAGAAGGCGCACGAGGGGGCCCGGCCCAUGAGGGCCAUUUUCCUCAAUGAUGGCAACGUCCUCACCACUGGCUUCAGUCGCAUGAGUGAGAGACAGCUGGCUCUCUGGAACAUUCAAAGCAUGGAGGAGCCGAUGACUGUCAAUGAGAUGGACACCAGCAAUGGAGUGCUUCUGCCCUUCUACGACCCGGACACCAACGUUGUUUACCUCUGUGGGAAGGGUGAUAGCAGCAUUCGUUACUUUGAAAUCACAGAUGAGGCUCCGUAUGUUCACUUUCUGAACACCUUUGCCAGCAAGGAGCCCCAGAGGGGCAUGGGCUACAUGCCAAAGAGGGGCCUUGAUGUCAAUAAGUGUGAAAUUGCCAGGUUCUAUAAACUGCAUGAAAGAAAGUGUGAGCCUAUUGUGAUGACUGUACCUAGAAAGUCGGACCUGUUCCAGGACGACUUGUACCCAGACACAGCUGGACCAGAUCCUGCUCUCGAGGCAGAGGAGUGGUUUGAAGGCAAGAAUGGAGACCCCAUUCUCAUCUCUCUGAAGAAUGGCUACGUCCCGGGCAAGAACCGUGAAUUCAAGGUGGUCAAAAAGAACAUUUUGGACAACAAGGUCGCCAAGAAAACGGAGCACUCGAGCUCUUCCAACAAGUCCUCCUCCCCAGCUCCAACAAUUAAAUCUGAAGCCAAGCUGGAGGAGAUCUUGAAAGAAAUCAAAUCCCUCAAGGACAUGAUCGGCAGUCAGGAAAAGCGAAUCGUCCAACUUGAAGAGCAGAUGUCCAAAAUUGCCAUUUAAUGACCCUUUGCCCAGCCCGCUACAAUUCAGGAUGCUCCACUGGCUGGGGGGUGGGGGUGGGCGGGAACACUCGCUGCCUAUCUCAAUGACAGUGUUUCGUCUGAGUCCUGCCUAGCAAAGAUCCCUAGCAACAUUCCAGAUGGACUUUUUCUUAGCCAGCUCCCAACCCUCAGUUUAAAACAGGUGGAAUAAGAAGAACAUGUGGCAGAUUUAGUAGAAAAUACUUUCUUUUUGGUGGCAAAGGACCAUUCCUUUUUAUUUUGUGGCAGUUUCUCUCUUUUUUUUUUUUUUUUUUUGUAUAAAAAGGUCUUACAUAAUUCUUUUGCAUUUUAGAAUAACGACCAAGAAAACCCAAGUGUCAACUUCUCCCCCCAAUUUUUCAUUGUAUAGGAUCGUGUUUUAUAAGUAGGCCUCAGUGUUUGAUGUUAGCCCACCUCCAAAAUGAUGAUGUUGCCAAAUCUGGAAUUUUGUUUACACCUUAACAGUAUUUUUCUUUCCUCGUGAGAAUAUGAGAAACAGUGCAGGAAAAAAAAUAAUCAGUAGUGCACUAUAAAAUGAACGUAAUUUAACUGGAUAGUUCUGGAAGGGAGAUUGACGGUAUAAGUUUGUAGUUGAAAGAAAAUACAUUCCAGUUUGCCACAGCCGACAUCUAACACUCAGACAAACCACAAAUGAUAAAUUCUUGCCGUCUUUGUUGAAGCUGCACGAAUCAAUGCUUCCUUUUGUGUUGUUUCCUUUCAUUCCUGUCGCUUCCCAUCAUUCUGACUGUGGACAAAAUAGUCCAAGUAAACAUGCAUUCCUUUCUACCUUGCUUUAGUAACACGCACUCUGCACUUACUCAAGAAAAUGACACAUUCCACAAAUCCCAUUGGCUGUUCUUGGUAUGAAGGGAAAACGCACUCUCACUGCGGUGACUCAGUUGCACUGCUUGGUUGUUGGGAUGUUUUAUGUGCUGCCCAUGGAAAGACCAGCUUUUGCAUUUUCAUCCUUUCUGCGGGGGGGGGGGGGUCCAGCCCAAUUGGUUAUCCAUGGUUUGCUUGGCACAUCGUUGCAGUCAAGUGGAGGGGGCUUAUUUUUUGUCAUUGCACUUUUGUUUGCUAUGCCAUCUCAUCUACAGUUUUUCUGGACAAGCGCAACAAAAAUUGUUAUGAAAUGACACCAAAUAAUCCCACAGCUGCUUGACUGCUUUUAACCAUCUGGUGAUGAAGCUGGCUAGACCUCAAAGGACAAAGACUCAUAUCUUUGGCCUUUCAGGUACCGGCCACUAUAGACGUUCCACUAUAACGUUUUCCUUUAAUUUGGAAGAAAUGAAUAGUUGGGUUAUUGCUUCAAUGUUAAUUUCAUCCCAUUUAUUGUUACAGCUCUUCUUAUAUCCCUCUUAGUACUUCCACAUCUUGGCUAUUUCUCAGAUGCCCCAAUUCAGUGCAGUCAUUUUAAAUAUAGACAAAUAUUUUCCAAC
Molecule: messenger RNA, 3014 nt
Organism: Archocentrus centrarchus (flier cichlid)
Lineage: Eukaryota; Metazoa; Chordata; Actinopteri; Cichliformes; Cichlidae
Gene: coro1ca
Product: coronin, actin binding protein, 1Ca
Exons: 11
Coding region: 134-1555 (473 amino acids)
Biological process (GO): neural crest cell migration; actin filament organization
Molecular function (GO): actin filament binding
Source: RefSeq, a predicted model, not a curated record